CACAGGAUCGGGAGCUGGAGUGGACUUAGCGGCUGCGGUUGGGCCGUGCCGCGUCUCCCAUGGCUCAUGGCCGACUCCAGCAGCAACGACUCGGAGACAUCGACAGAGUCAUCCGAAGAGAACUGGCUCUGGCCCUGCAGCCGACGACGACGAUGCGAGCCGGGCUCCUUCGAGGAGUUGGACCCGGAGCUGCAGAACAUGAUCUUCCAGCGGGACACCCUCAAUGCCAGCAUUGAGGAGCACGUCCGGCGACAAGGCCUCGAUCAGCCGGUGGUGAACGACGUGACGUCCAAGUCCUCCAUCGCCUUUGUGGAUCCCUUGGUAGAGAGACAAUGGCGUUCCAUCGGGUGCUUAGAUCAGGUGGUUUUGGGCAGCUACUUCCUUGCGCUCUGCGAGAUCAUGCUUCGGCUGGAUGCCAUUAUCAAGGUGCUGAACCACGGGUGCAGCUUCGAGGGCAUGGGGGUCCUGCCCAUGUUUCGGCUCACGCUGGCCUACAACGUGCUGUGCCUCCUAGUUCUGGUGCCUUUGCCCUUGCUCAACACCUACUGGAAGUCCAUCAGGCUGCAUAUGGUGCUGAUGAUGAUGGCCUACACGGAUCGCCUCGUAGCCAACUUUCCACUGCUGCACGUGGCGUGCAGCCAGAGGCACCAGGAGCUGGAAUGCCAACUGAUGGACGACAUGAACUGCAGUAAGGUGGAAUACUACCGUUUUCAGAUGCAGAUGUUCAGCGUCAUGGCGCAAGUUCUGGUUCUGCCAGAGUACAGGUACUGCGCUUAUAUGUGGUGCUGGAUAUUUCUGGCAGCUCUGGUUGCCUCUGCUAUCGUUGCAAACGAGGAGGACUGGGCUUUGGAUGCAAAGAAUGAGUUUUUCGUGCGCCUGGUGCUGCUGUCGUUGGUCCAGAUGGUGGCGAGCAGGAAGAAGUGCACCAUGGAGGAGCAGACGAGGUCCCUUUUCCUCACCAACCUCAAGAACCGGGAAGUGAGCAUGAGCAUGUUCAGAAUCCUCGAAUUUAUGGUGCCGGACUUUGUGAUUCUGCCCAUGCUGCAGCAUGCGCAGAACCCCUCGGUGCCGCUCUCCUUCCACUGCGACAGCGCCUCGGUACUGUUCAUCGCCUUUGACGACUUCGAGGAGGUGGUGCAGCGGAAGACCCCGCCGGAGCUGCUGCAGUUCCUGAACAAGUACUACAACCUUUUUGACUUCUACUGUGCCGCCUACGGGGUCACCAAGAUCGAGACCGUAGCCGAAGAGUACGUUUGCGCAGUGGGCGUUCGCCCCAAGGCCAGCGAUUGCUUCGAGGACGUUCUCACCCAGCUGAUUAAAGUGGCAGCGGAGAUCCGCUGCCUACAGGUUCGAGACCGGGUGGUUUUCAAGAUGGGCCUCCACACUGGCCCGGUGGUGGCUGGCGUGAUGGGCACCAAACUCCCGCGCUUCCGGCUGUUUGGGGACACGGUGAACACCGCUGCCCGCAUGAUGCAGAAGAGCCUCCCGGGAGAGGUGCAGAUGGGAGAAUCCACGCGCAAACAGCUGCCUGACUGGGUGCAAGUGCGGUUCAGGGGAGACAUCGAGAUGAAGGGAAAGGGCCUCAUGGCGGCGUAUUUGCUCGACGGCAUCGGCAACACCCGCCUGCAGGCCGUGGAGAUGCUGGCAACAGGGACUGGCCGAGAGAGGUUGAAGACGCCCAAGGCACUGUACAGCGCGCUGGUGGCAGGCAAGCAAGCCACCGAAGGCCCAGGCUGCGGCGGGCCGGGGGCGCCCAGCGCCUUCAACGACGUCAUCGGGCAGAUCUACGAGACGAAGCCGCGGCGGAGGACGUGCCGCCAGGCGCUCCACUUCUUCGGCCCAGGUUGGCGCAGCUUCCCAGAAGAUCUGGAAGGCGAAUUCCAGCAAUGGUACCAGCACGCGGUCUUCGCCGGGAACUUCAGCGCGCCCAGGCUCCAGAGGCAAGCGGGCUUCUUGCUCCUCCUGACUCUCGCGGAGGCUGCCUACAUGCUCUUCAUGAGCUCAGAUUUUCAGACCGCAAAUGAAUUCCUGGGAGGCGUGGAGGAGCUGUGGCUUUACUUCACCUUGCGCUUUUCUGCGAUCACUGUCUGCCUCUUGAUGUCCUGCGUAUGCCCCAGGUGGAUUUACAACCCACGGAAGCCGCACGUGGUGAAGAAGUCUGCAAAGGUUGGGACGAAUUGCCUUCAUUUGAUCUUUGUUUGUCUGGUGAUGCUCUCGUACAUGCUGCUGCCGUCGUACCUUGGCGAACCUUCCGGCUUCACCGUGAUUUUGCUGGCCCUGGGCCACAUGCCCAACACCGCGCAGAACGGCUACCCCUCGGAGGGCAUCGCCUUCCUGGGGUAUAGCUUGAUCUUUGUGGUGAAGGCCUUUAUGGGUGAGAUGAGCUUGCGGGACCAGUUCAAGGCGCGGAAGGCCAUCAACACCACCAAGGUGCACAUCGAAGGAAUCCUGGAGUCCAUGAUGCCUCACCUGGUGGUCUACGAGCUCCAGCGCCUGCCGCCCGAUGCACCCGCGCCCUCCCACCACUACUUCCGGGCCACCGUGGUGCAGUCAGACCUGGUGGGCUUUACCAGGAUGGCCAGCCUUCUGCCACCAGAGGAAGUGGUGAAGGCGGUCUCCGAAAUCUUCAGCAUCUUCGACAAGCUCGCGGAGAACCACGGCGUCUAUAAAGUGGAGACGGUGGGGGACGCAUACAUCGCGGGCCAAGCAGAGCCGCCUUUGACCAGCGAGAACGAUCCCCCCAGCGUGAUCCGAUUCGGGCUUGGCAUGGUCCACGCGGCGUCGGAUUGGUCGGAAACGCACGGGCAGCCCAUCAAGGUGCGUGUGGGGGUGCAUACCGGCGAGUGCAUCGGGGGCAUCGUGGGCAUCGACAAGCAGCGAUACCACCUCUUUGGGCAGCUGAUGCACCAGCUGGAGCUUUUGGAGUCCACCGCGCCGGAGUGCUUUGUACAGAUCUCCCAGUCCUGCAAGCAAGCCUCGGAGGCGCUAGCGGACUUCCACUUUGUGGAACGGCCAGAGCCCUACCUGGUGACGUCCAAAGGGGAGGUCCAUCAAUACCCGGAGGUGGGCGGACGCACGUUCCUGGUCUCUGCACAAACCGGAACCCGCAUCGAGUCCGCGCAUAGCCUAAGAAUUUAG
Effrenium voratum is the source of this 3138-nucleotide messenger RNA. NCBI's taxonomy places the organism in Eukaryota, Dinophyceae, Suessiales, Symbiodiniaceae. The record is from the annotation of a GenBank genome assembly.